UAUCAGCCUCCAUACCUGAUACCAUGGCCCUCUCCAUAUGCCCACCUUGCUGUCAGCCUGGCUGCUGCAAGACCAUCUACUGCUGGACCACCUGCUGCCCACCCUGCUGCCCUGAUUCCGGCUGCCCUGAGUCCAUCUGCUGCCAGCCAUGCUGUCCUCCAAGUUGCAGCACACCCUGCUGCCAGUCCAGCAACAGCAGCAACAAAACUGUCAACACUUGCUCCAGAGGCCUCCAACCCACCAACCUGCUGUGAAAGCACCUGCUGCAAGACCAGCAGUUCCAAGCCAACUGGUGUGAGCAUCUGCUGCAGCACACCUUGUUGCCAGCCCUGCUGCUGUGAGCCCACCUGCUGCCAGCCAUGCUGCCAACCCUGCUCCUUAAAGAUCAGCUGUCACCCACCUUGCUGUGAAACCAGCAGCUGCAAGACUACCACUAGCAAAUCAAACUGUGUGAGCAUUAGUUGCAGCACACCCUGCUGCCAGCCCUGCUGCUGUGUGCCCUCCUGCUGCCAGCCAUGCUUCUUCCAGCUGUGCUGCCAACCAACUUGCUGUGAAGCCAGCAGCUGCAAGACCACCUCUUUCAAACCAGCCUGUGUGACCCUCAGCUGCUGCAAUCCCUGCUGCCAGUCCUGCUGCUGA
Molecule: messenger RNA, 639 nt
Organism: Mesocricetus auratus (golden hamster)
Lineage: Eukaryota; Metazoa; Chordata; Mammalia; Rodentia; Cricetidae
Product: keratin-associated protein 9-1-like
Exons: 1
Cellular component (GO): keratin filament
Source: RefSeq, a predicted model, not a curated record